AUGGGUUACCGCAUUGGGGGACCCUGGGGCUCCGCUCCGCCCGAUGCGGCGAAGAAGCGGCUUCAGGCCAAUCGCGCGGAUGAGAAUCGCUUCGUGACGACCUACAACAAAACCUUCUGCUUGUCAAAGUCGCAGUCAGCCACAAUGGUGAACCCGCCCAAGAAGAUGCUGCUGCCGCAGAUUGGUGGCGAUGUGCAGAACGCUCCGUUCAAGGGCGCGCCAACUCCCGCAAACACGAUCAACCCGAUUGCGACAAUGUCCAUGACGAAGUCCAUGACCAAAUCGCUCUCAAACAGUUCGCUACAACUGGCAGGCCGUGCACUCUCGACAGACGUCUUGAGGAUGAACGCUUCCUACGAAGAGGUGACUGGCACUCUGAUGUUGAAAACCUUCAAGAACAGAGAUAUGCGUCGAAAGUGCCUUGAGCUCCUGGCAAGACCUGACCUUAGAGACAUCGCGCAGGACCUUUUCAAGCAGGCCGACGCCGACAGUAGUGGCGAGUUGGAGUUCCCAGAAAUCCAGAAGGUGCUGGAGAGGCUGCAUGACGAGAUGGACCUGCCGCUGCCGAAUCGGGAUUUGGUCGAGUCGUUGCUCAAGCGCUUCGACACCACUGGGAGGAAGGUCCUGGGGCAAUAUGAUUUUUACGAGUUACUGGUGUCGCAGCUGCGGCGUAGCGCCUUCGACCGCGGAUCUGUGCUUGGAAGGGAGUUCUUCCUGACCAAAGGUAAGCAGGAUGUGUGGGAGGUCUUUCGCCGCGAGAAGCAAUUGGGCACCGGCUCCUUCGGAACUGCCUACAAGGCCAAGCAUAUCAAGACUGGCGAGGAGCGAGUGAUCAAGGCAGUGAAGAAGAGCCGCACGGCUCUACCACUCGAUGAGAUCGAGCAGGAGAUCCUAAUCAUGAGGCAAAUUGACCAUCCGAACAUCGUCCGUCUCUUUGAGUGGUACGAAGAUGGAAAUCGGAUUUAUUUGGUCUUGGACUACUUGAAGGGCGGUUCCCUGAAAGAUGUCGUUUUGCAGCUCAACAAGAAGGACGAAAGAGGCCUUAAAGAGGCCUGGAUCCGUGAGGUCAUCCAGCAGUCUGCUGGGGGUCUGGCUUACUGUCAUGCGCUUCGUCUGAUUCACAAAGACUUGAAAGACGAGAACAUUAUGCUGCUGCAGAAGUCAGCCAACUGGGAGAAGCCUCAUGUGGUGAUCAUCGACCUCGGCGUCGCGGAGAUGUUCUCCAUUGCUGACCCUGCGGGUCGCAUGAUUGGCGGAACACCCACGACUAUGGCACCAGAGGUCUGGAUGGGAACAUUUGGCCCUAAAUGCGACGUGUGGUCACUGGGGUGCAUCAUGUUCGAGCUCUGCACCGGCUCGCUUCCCUUCAUGGCCGCCACGCUGCAGCCCAGUGCCUGGACGCGACUCCACAAACGUGGACCGAAGUGGGAUGAUAUGAAGACUUGUGCCGACAGCAAGGUACUGUGCAAAGCCAUGCUGCAGUAUGAUGAAGAGCAGAGACCUUCAAUGACACAAAUCUUGGGGUUCCCAUACUUCGCGAUUGCAGCCCACGAGCUGAAGUUUGUGCCACCGGAGAAGUUCGCCAGCUUUCUGAAUGCUCACAAAAUGCACCGAGCAAGGCAGGGGCUCCUGCUGGAAAUCGCAGCCCGAUUGCCAUUCCGACGCGCUGGCGAGAUCAUUCGCAUGUUUUCGGAAGUUGACGAAGACAAAACCGGCACGAUUACUCUUGAUGAGCUCAUGGCCUAUUUUACAAAAGUCGGCAUCCACGACGAGGACCUGGACAAGACGUUUGCCACCCUUGAUGUUGACAAGGAUGGCCAGCUGUCCUUCAGCGAAUUUGCUGCUGGUGCACUGCUACUUUACCAAGAUGCCCUGGAAGACGAACUGCAUUAUUUGUUCGAGACUUGCGACAAGGACAAUGAUGGCAUACUCAACACCCACGAGGCCGAGACGUUCCUGAGCAGUGUUCGUGCUGCCACCGACCUGGGUGGCAGAGUCUCGUCCAGAACCGAGGCCUUCUUGCAAAGUGGGCAGAUCAGCUUCCAGCAGUUGAAGGAUUUCUUGAUGGCGCCGCUGUCCUCUCGACCUUCAAGCGCAGCGUCCUCCCGCCUCUCGAGCCGAACUGGCUGA
Molecule: messenger RNA, 2130 nt
Organism: Symbiodinium sp. CCMP2456
Lineage: Eukaryota; Dinophyceae; Suessiales; Symbiodiniaceae
Source: the annotation of a GenBank genome assembly